Messenger RNA from Styela clava, 3786 nucleotides. The record is from RefSeq and is a predicted model, not a curated record. Lineage: Eukaryota; Metazoa; Chordata; Ascidiacea; Stolidobranchia; Styelidae.
AUGACAAGAACCACAUCGUAUGCAGUCACCAAUACCCAAGAGAAGACUCCAGGACCCAAGGUAGCUGAUUUGCAGUACAAGUGUGUGGACUGUCAAGGAAAUCAUGCUUUACACAACUGUGUCGAGUUUAAAGGGAGAAGUGUUAAUGAUCGCGCCGAAAUGAAAUAUCCUCAUUUGGGUGAUUUGGAAUUUCCUGUGCUAGGAUCUGGUGAGGUUGAUUUAUUGAUUGGUGCUGAAGUGUUAGCCAAUCAUCCCAUUUCUGAAAUUAGGCUUUGUGAUCAAAAGGAAAAUUUUCCCGCUGCUCACAGGACAGUAUUUGGUUGGGCUCUUUUCGGUCCUGACAGAACUAUGUCUCUUAGCAGUUGUGAAAGUGUAAGUGAUGUUUCAUGUCCUCGUCUAAAUACUGUGUGUGCAUGUGAUACUGAUCAAUUUUUGUGCAAAAUUUGUGGUCAUGAUUUUAUAGAUUUAGAUUGUGAUCCCUUCACCACUGAACAUUCCCUAGAUGAUAAGAAAGCUCUUGUAGUGAUGAAUGACACUGCAGUAAAGGUAAAUGGGAGGUACCAAGUUGCUCUUCCAUGGAAAGAUAAAAAUAUUAAACUUCCAAACAAUCGUCAAAUGGCAGUGAAAAGAUUAGAGUCCCAAAAACGAAAAUUUAUUAGGGACCCUGAUUUAUUUUUUAAAUACAAGUCCAAAAUUAAUGAUUACUUAGACAAGGGGUAUGCGGAAAUAGUGCCUGAGGGUGAUCCUGGGUCUCUGGGUAGGACUUGGUAUAUGCCACACCACUCUACUGGGGCCAAGUUCCGGGUUGUUUUCGAUUGCAGUGCGGAGUGCGGCGGCACUUCACUUAACAAGAAUUUACUUUCAGGUCCAGACCUAAAUACGAAUUUGGUGAGUAUUCUACUGCGGUUUCGCGAGGAAGCGGUUGCCUUUAUUUGUGAUGUGCGCGAAAUGUAUCUACGUGUUAUUCUGGACAGUCGAGAUCGUGAUGCGAUGCGUUUUCUGUGGUAUCCGAAUGACGACUUGGGAAAGAAACCUAUUGAUCUGCGAAUGUGUUCGCAUGUUUUUGGCGCGACGUCGAGUCCUUCGAUUGCGUCAUUUGUGUUGAAACGUGUCGCUGAUGACAAUCUAACGAAUGCUGAUCUGGAAACGAUACAGACAGUGCAACGCAGUUUUUUCGUUGAUGAUGGUGUGAAGUCGAAACGUACCGUCGAUGAAACACUUCAAUUGAUAAAUCAGCUGAUCGAAUUACUCGCAUCGGGUGGGUUCUGUCUUACAAAGUUUGCUUGUAAUAAAAUUGAAGUAAUGGAAGCGAUUCCCGAGGCGGAUCGCUCUACCGCAACGAAAGCGCUUGACUUUAGUACAGAGUUGACUGAACGUACGCUGGGAAUUUAUUGGAACAUGGUGCACGAUGUCUUCAAGGUUCGGGUGGAAAUUGAGUUUCGACCCUCAACGCGCCGUGGCAUGCUCAGCAUGCUUGGCCAGGUAUAUGAUCCAUUGGGGUUUAUUCAACCGUUUUUGAUUCCCGCAAAGCGCAUUUUGCAGGAUUUGUGUUUUUUGGGUUACUCGUGGGAUGAUCCUGUCGAGGGAGACUUGUAUGAUGGUUGGGAGAAAUGGAUCAGCACCUUGCCUAGUUUGAGGGAGUUGACUAUACAACGUUGCUACAAACCGGAAGGAUUUGAGGCGGCGAAUGUGCAGCUUCACUGUUUUUGCGACGCAAGUAGAGUGGGCUACGGCGCAGUAGUGUACCUUAGGUUGGAGAACGAAUCCGGCGAGGUUCACUGUGCAUUUGUAAAGGGUACUGCGCGUGUUACCCCCAAGAAGCUAGUGACAAUUCCACGACUAGAAUUGACUGCGGCAGUCGUUGCUACAGAACUUGCUCAUUCUGUCACAAAUGCACUAGACUAUGAGAUACACGAAACUUGUUAUUGGACAGACUCGAUGACUGUGUUGCAGAUGUUGAAUAGUAGAUCACAGCGCUUUAAGACUUUUGUAGCCAAUCGGGUUAAUAUUAUUCAAUCAAUCUCUGAUGUGUCGCAGUGGUCUCAUGUUCCAACAAAUGAAAAUCCAGCAGACAUCGCUUCUCGUGGCCUUAUGCCAGAUAAGCUGGAUAAGGCAAAAUUAUGGUUUCAAGGUCCGAGUUUUUUGUGGCAACAAAGUGUUUCAUGGCCUGGCACUUCAUCAGUGUCAGAUACCAUACCAACUAAUUCCGAUUUACAUUGUGAAAUUAAGGUGAAUCUUGUUGAAGUUCAAAAGAGAUCCCAGUAUUUUCCUGAGUUAAUAAAUCGCUAUUCAACGUGGGAAAAAUUGUCGAGAACAAUUGCAUGGAUGUUGCGUUUUAAGUUUUUUAUUUUGUGGAAAACCUGUCGAUCAAAUGACUCUCCAAUGACUGGAGAUUUAACUGUUACGGAACUUAGUGUAGCAACUAUUCAGAUCUGCAAGUUGGCCCAAAUUGAAUCGUUUUCUCCAGAGCUCGAAUAUUUCAGUGAGCGUGUACAUGACGGACCAGACUACUUGAGCAGUGGUUGUAAGUUGCCUACAUCACCACAUUCUAAGGCUCUCAUUAAACUUAGCCCAUUUUUAGACAAUGAUAUUUUGCGGGUGGGUGGCCGUCUUCGACACUCACAUUUAUCACCGGAGCAGAAGCAUCCAAUAAUAUUACCACCUCAUCAUCAUGUAACAAAAUUGAUAAUAGAGUAUUAUCAUCGGCAAAAUGGUCAUUCUGGUACAUUGCACACUCUUUCCUCUGUGCGGGAAAAAUUUUGGAUUCUUUGUGGACAGGCGGAAGUUCGUAAGGUGCUGAAUGCUUGUAAAUUGUGCAAGUUGAGGGCGAGUAGACCUGGUUCACAGUGGAUGGCUCCUCUGCCAGAGUCGCGUGUUCUGGGUGGUCGCACUCCUUUCUAUCACACUGCUGUAGAUUACUUUGGCCCAUUGAAAGUCAAAUUGGGACGUAAGGAAUACAAGCGGUAUGGAUGCAUAUUCACCUGUUCAGUCACUAGGGCUGUUCAUAUUGAGGUCUCGGAAUCACUUGAUGCAUCUGCAUUUUUGCAGGCCUUUUUUCGAUUUUGUGAUAGGCGUUCUAAACCAUCCCAUGUAAUUUCAGAUAAUGGCACAAACUUUGUGGCUGGUGAGAGACUUCUUGCUGAGGGGAUUUAUAAGUGGAAUCAGAGUCAAAUUGCAAAUUCUCUGUCACAACAUGGAAUUCAGUGGGAUUUUCAACCGCCUUUAGCACCUCACCAGAAUGGCUUGGUUGAGAUAAUGGUCCGGGAGGCAAAAAGAGUUCUUUAUGCGAUUUGUGCUAAAUCACGAACAUUUACUGAUUUUUCGCUCAUCUCCAUGCUGACUGGGGUAGAAAGAAUUCUGAAUGAUCGCCCAUUGACACCUAUUAGUGAUGAUGCAAGGGAUUUGGAGGUUCUGACACCAAAUUCCAUUUUGACUGGAAAUCUUGAUCCCUCUAUUGCUCCCGAUAAGUUUACGCGCGGUGACGAGUUUCGCGAAAAUUGGAGACAUGUCCAGCUCAGUCUUGAUCGAUUCUGGAAUCGGUGGACAAAGGAGUAUUUACCGCUAUUGCAAAAGAGACAGAAAUGGCUCUUUCCUGAGAGAAAUUUGAAAGUGGGUGACAUUGUGCUUCUGUAUGGCGACGAUACUCCGCGCGGCGUUUGGCCCAAGGGUAGAGUGAUUGAGGUAUUUCCCGAUAAGGAUGGGAUGGUUAGGAGGGUUAAGGUUCAUACUAGGAAUUCUGAUCUAGUUCGUGAUGUUAGGAAACUCUGCCUACUUGAAGCUGCUUAA